Messenger RNA from Zingiber officinale, 2256 nucleotides. Its product is annotated as protein indeterminate-domain 5, chloroplastic-like. Gene Ontology annotation, molecular function: DNA-binding transcription factor activity. The transcript has 3 exons. Lineage: Eukaryota; Viridiplantae; Streptophyta; Magnoliopsida; Zingiberales; Zingiberaceae. The record is from RefSeq and is a predicted model, not a curated record. Gene Ontology annotation, cellular component: nucleus. The coding region runs from base 479 to 1882 and encodes 467 amino acids.
CAUCAACCACCGCACCUCCUCCUCCACCUCCACCUCCUCCCAUUGCCCCUUACUUAAUUACUUGGCAUCCUCAUCUCAUCUGACUAAACUUUUUGUGGUGCAAAUUAAGGAUCGAGCAAAGGAAAGAUGGCCAAAAGAGAGGUUUGGAGGAGGAGGAGGAGGAAUCCAUAAGAGAGACUAGCUACCUUCUCUCUCUCUCCCUCUCUUUCUCGUCUUCUCCCUCUUUAUACUACUUAAUUGUCACUCCAGUGCCACAGUUUGUUUGGAUCCUUGCCUCCUCUUUGUUGUGUAGCACAAGCAGAAUUUGGAGGCUUUCCGGUGGCUGACUACCUCGUGUUCGUAUAGUUCUUGUACUUAGAUUUGGGGGAUCUUUCCUGGCUCGUCUUUAUCCUCUUGUUGAUUAAUUAGAUUCAAAACAAGAUAGCAGAAACUGAGAAAAGUUCCCUGUUGCUUUCCUGCUUUAAUUCCAUCCAAGCCCAUGGCAGCAGCUUCUUCGUCGGUUCCUUGCUUUGGAAUUAGAGGGGAAGACGAGCUCAGCGAGCAACAGUCGUCGGCCGCAGCUGCUUCUGCACCAGCUGCUCCUAAGAAGAAGCGAAAUCAGGCUGGAAAUCCGAAUCCGGACGCGGAGGUGAUCGCUCUGUCGCCGAAGACGCUCCUGGCGACGAACCGGUUCGUCUGCGAGGUGUGCGGCAAGGGGUUCCAGCGGGAGCAGAACCUGCAGCUGCACCGGCGGGGGCACAACCUGCCGUGGAAGCUGAAGCAGAGGAACCCGAAGGAGGCGCGGCGGCGGGUCUACCUCUGCCCCGAGCCCUCCUGCGCGCACCACGACCCCUCCCGCGCCCUCGGCGACCUCACCGGCAUCAAGAAGCACUACUGCCGCAAGCACGGCGAGAAGAAGUGGAAGUGCGACAAGUGCUCCAAGAAGUACGCCGUCCAGUCCGACUGGAAGGCCCACUCCAAGACCUGCGGCACCCGCGAGUACCGUUGCGACUGCGGCACUCCCUUUUCCAGGCGCGAUAGCUUCAUCACGCACAGAGCCUUCUGCGACGCGCUGGCUCAGGAGACGGCGAGGCUCCCCCACAGCAUUUCCGCCGUUGGAGCAGCUGGCGGUGGAGGAAGCGGCGGACACUUGUAUGGAAACAGUGUCGGCGCCGGGGGGAUCAAUUUGGACCUUGUUCCUCCGGCGAAUCCACAGUUCGGCCACUUGAGCACUGCGACCGGCUCGUCCUUGUUCCGGCCGACGCAAUCCUACCAUGCCGGCGCUGGAUUCGGCCACGACUUAAAUAGCUUGAUCCAAGACAUGCAGAGCAACAUAGAUUCCUCGCCGGGAAGUCUUUACAACCUCAGUUUCUUCUCCAACAACGCCGCAGCCGGUGGUGCCGGCGGCGCCCAUCACUUACUGCUCCCUUCCGAUCAAUUCCACAAUUCAAGGUCCGCCGGCAGUCUUUUCCCCGGCAUCAGCAUGAGCAACGACGACGCCUCUCCUUUUCUCGCGGUUGGAGCCACCGAGCCCCCGGCCGCAGCGCUGGCGCCGCAGAUGUCCGCCACCGCGCUGCUUCAGAAGGCCUCGCAAAUGGGCGCCGCGACGCAGAACAGCCGCGGAUCCUUGCUCGCCGGCGCCGCCUACCACUCAGACACGUCGAGAGCGCAACAGGUGGACACCGGCAGGACCUUUCAAACCCUAAUGGAGUCCCUAAGCGGCGGUGUAUACGGCAACAACAACGCUAACGUGGUAGACGAUGCCGCCAAGUUGCACCACGCCGCCGGCAGGGGCACGCCUGCUGCCGACAACGGGCUGACGAGGGACUUCCUUGGCGUCGCCAAUUUAUGCGUGUUGGAGUCGGAGAUGAAGUCGGCUUUUUCCAGGAGGAGCAACCCGUGAGAAUGUAAUAUAUAUAUAAGCGUACGUAUAAUCUCGUUAUAAUUAGAAUCAUUAAUAAUAAUUAAUAGUUGUUCAUGUUGGACCAUCGGUGAGCUGUCUUCUACGGAGUCUUCAAACUUCAAGGAAGAGAAAGAUGAAGAGAGCUGGAUCAACCGUAGCGCCUGCAAAACUUAAGACAAAGAGAGUUAGAAUGAAGAUAAGGAUGGCUCUGGCUCAGUCUUUGACGGGGGAUCAGGUGGAGAAGAAGAACAGUAGCUAGGGAAAUACGAUGAUUAAUGAGUAUGUGUGUCUAUAUACAUAUCUUUGCCCGCAGAUGCAGGUUUCUUUAUAACACUAAUGAAGAGGAAAUAAUACUUAUCUCCUGGUUAAUUGAA